This is a messenger RNA of Nipponia nippon (crested ibis), 1680 nucleotides long. The record is from RefSeq and is a predicted model, not a curated record. NCBI's taxonomy places the organism in Eukaryota, Metazoa, Chordata, Aves, Pelecaniformes, Threskiornithidae.
AUGCCUCGCCUCUCCACAGACACGCUGCUGGGCACCCAGAUAGCCCAGCUGACCGGGAAUGAUGUGGACUCAGGCCCCACGCUCUCCUACACGCUCAUGCUGGAUGGUGAUGCCGUGGGCACGUUCAGUGUGCUGCGGUAUGGGGGACGCAUUGCCCUGACAGGGCCACUGGACUAUGAACAGCGCAGCCACUACACCCUCACCCUGCGUGCCUCUGACACCCGCCACGAGACCGAGGCCAACCUCACCGUCGUUGUGGAGGAUGUGAAUGACAAUGCGCCGACUUUCAGCCAGGGCUUCUAUCAGGUCCUGCUGCAAGAUGGCCUCGUCCUGCCAAAGGGUUGGUGUGUAACCAAGGGCUUGGAGAUGGAGGCGGUUGAUAGGGACCUGCUAAAAUCCAGGGAGAGGGUGGAUCACCAAAGGGGAUCUCCUUCACCAGUCAUGCUGGGCACCAUCUCAUCUCUCUCCCUGCGGCAAGGGCCAGAUAUGUUCUGCGACUUCAACGGCAAGAAGUACAGCCCGGGCGAGAGCUGGCACCCCUACCUGGAGCCGCAGGGGCUGAUGUACUGCAUCCGCUGCAGCUGCUCCGAGAACACCAACAUCAGGUGCUACCGGAUCCAGUGCCCAGCUCUGCAGUGCGCCAGCCCCGUCACUGACCCCCAGCAGUGCUGCCCGCGGUGUCUCGAACCACAUUCCCCUUCUGGCCUACGGGCACCCAUCAAGUCCUGCCAGUACAAUGGGACGACCUACCAGCAAGGCGAGAUGUUCACCACCAGUGAGCUCUUUCCUAGCCGCCAGCCGAACCAGUGUGUGCAGUGCAGCUGCUCCGAAGGCCAGAUUUACUGCGGCUUGGUGACCUGCCCGGAGCUGUUGUGCUCCUCUCCCCUAACCGUGCCAGAUUCCUAUGGCUCGUAUGAGAAGUCCACGGAAGAGGAGCCCCUGCAGUUAAACAGAGGUGUUAGGCACUCGCAAGACCAGUGCUCGGGGGAAGCAGCGGGCAGGAAGCCACCCGGAGCCACCGCAUCCACUGUUCUCGGUUCUUCCCUGGAGUUCAUUCCCAGGAGCUUCAAACCCAAGGGAGGAGGUGGCACCACCGUGAAGAUUGUCUUGAAAGAGAAGCACAAGAAAGCUUGUGUUUACAAUGGGAAGACCUACUCCCACGGGGAAGUGUGGCACCCCGUCUUCCGGCUCUACGGCCUCCUGCCCUGCAUCCUCUGCACUUGCAGGGAUGGCGUCCAGGACUGCCAGAAGAUCACAUGCCCCAAGGAGUAUCCUUGCGACUAUCCAGAGAAAGUAGAUGGGAAAUGCUGUAAAAUAUGUCCAGAAACAAGAGUCAAACCCACUGAUGAAAUAGUCACUGCCCAGUGUGGCAAGAACCCCAACCAUGUCCUGGUGUACAUGUUUGUGCCGCCGAGCUCAGAGACCUCCAAGGAGAUCCUCAGGACGAUCGCAAUCGAGAAGGAGCCCGCGGAAGAGGUGGAAAUCUACAACUGGAAGCUGAUUAAAGGGAUAUUUCAUCUGAUACAGACCAAGAAGAUCAGCAAACAGGAAUUCAAGCAAGAAGCACAGAACUUCAGGCUGAUCACCAGGACGAACGAAGGUCACUGGAACAUCUUCCGCGCCCAGACGUCAGAGCUGAGGAUGACAGAGAGCCCAGAGAAAGAAACAAAGAACUUGUAA